AUGAUUGAGCGAGUGCAACUCCUUGCGAAGAUGUCUGAUUUCUUGGAACCAAAAGAGAUGGCUUUGUCUAGCAUGCUCGAGAGGUCUCUACGAAUCAAAGACAUGAAGGCUCUUUAUCCCAAAUUCUUGCCGCAAUUGCAAUCGAUUUUGAAACGAAUGGUGCAAGUUGCUCGAAGCUCUUCAACCUUUAAUUUUGAAAAUUUCAAAGCAAUGUAUGCAGCAUCACUAAAGGCAACACAAGUCGUAAUGACUUGA
Arabis nemorensis is the source of this 255-nucleotide messenger RNA. The record is from the annotation of a GenBank genome assembly. NCBI's taxonomy places the organism in Eukaryota, Viridiplantae, Streptophyta, Magnoliopsida, Brassicales, Brassicaceae.